UCUCUUUCCGUUUCAUGAAUCACCUCGCCCCUCCCGUUAUUCACCAUGGACGCUCAAAGGGGGUAGCUGGUGUGGAUUUCUAAAGUAAAUUAUCGGACAGUUAUGUGACUGAACCACGUCUAGAGGCACCUCGCCACUGUUCACUUGUACACAACUGUUAUGAGUUAGCCUUGUUUUGGCUGAAAUGCAAGUUAUGUACUCCAAUGGAUUGUCGUCACGCCGUGGAUUUUGUUUCCAAUACCUCAGCAGCUUGGACUUACAACACUGUAGGACGAUGGGAGUACUAGCCUGUUAGCCAGCUAACAAGGCAGAACAGCUACAACUAGAAUUUUGCAGCUGACAAUUUUACAUUGUUUCACUAGAGAGUUCUGACUUAUUUCAAGUGUUUCCCGUGAUCGCUCAUCGGACUGUUCGUAAACUUUCGACGGAGACUAGACUCGCUGAGCCCUUUGGUAUUUCUGUCGCGGAGAAGUAGGAGUCAAUCCAGCCCGUGGUUGCGAGGGUGGCCUGGAAAUCGGUCGGGAAUUUGAGUUCGCAAAUGAAAGUGUGGGGAAGUUUAAAAGACAGAGUAACGUCGCAAGAGACGUUUUCCUUACAGAAGGCUGCCUAUAGGUCCUUACUGUUGAUUUGAGUGAUACCAUGGCAUCUUUUGUAGACAAUAGUUUUCGUCAUGCAGUAAUGAAAAUCCCGGCGGAGAGGACGCAACAGGAUCUUCAAAUUGUGUACUCCUAUCUGCAUGGGAUGGAAGCACUGUCCAAUUUAAGAGAACACCAGCUCAGGUUAAUGUGUGAAACAGUACGAUAUGAACAACAUGAGGCUAAUGAAGUUCUCUACUAUCCUGAUGACAUUGGCAGCUGCUGGUACAUUCUGCUGUCUGGCUCGGUCUUCAUCAAAGAGUCCAUGUUUCUUCCUCGCAGCAGCUUUGGGAAGCGUUCGGCAGGCAGUGCAAGGAGAGGCUGUGAGUGCAUCGUCCUGGAGCCAUCAGAGAUGCUAGUGGUGGACUAUGUGGAUGAGAGCGAAGUGUACUUCCAGCGGCAGGCGUCUCACCGGCAGUCACGUCGCAGGUUUCGCAAGAUCAACCAGAGCGGGGAGAGGGAGACCAUCAUUGACACCGUGGAGCACGAAGACUACCACCUCAGCAGCAGCAGCAGCAGCAGCAGCAAGCCCCCCCUGCCCCACGCCUACCACACAGAGAGUUCCAAACAACAGGUGAGCCCACGUCCCCCAGUGGAUUUCUCUAAGCUCCACCUCUCAGAGAGUAUCCACCCCCAUCUGACCCGCUCCAGCCACUCAGCAUGCAGCUUCACCAGUGAAUCUGGUAGCAGCAGCUUGUCAGACAUUUACCAGUCGACAGAGAGCGAGUGUGGGGAGCUGGACCUGAGCGGGCUGCCAGAGACAGCGGUGGACUCGGAUGAGGAAGAGGAUGACGACGAUGAAGAAGAUGUCAGUCGCUCAGCCGACCCUCUCAUGAGCAGAGAUGUGGUGAGGGACUGCCUGGAAAAGGACCCGAUGGAUCGCACAGACGACGACAUCGAGCAGUUACUGGAGUUCAUGCAGCAGCUGCCAGCCUUUGCCAACUUGAGCGUAUGGGUGCGCAGGGAGCUGUGUGCCGUCAUGGUGUUCGCCGUGGUGGAGCGGGCAGGAACCGUGGUUCUAAACCAUGGGGAGGAGCUGGACUCGUGGUCUGUGAUUCUGAACGGGUCAGUGGAGAUUCUGUACCCUGAUGGCCAGAGUGAGGCUCUGUGUAUGGGGAGCAGUUUUGGCGUGACCCCCUCCAUGGAGAAGGAGCUCAUGUUGGGAGUGAUGAAGACCAAAGUGGAUGACUGCCAGUUUGUGUGCAUCGCACAGCAGGAGUACUGCCACAUUCUCAACCGCGUUGAGCUGAACACACAGCGUGUGGAGGAGGAGGGGGAGAUCGUCAUGGUGAAGGAACACCGUGAUCUCGACCGGACAGGAACACGGAAGGGACAUGUUGUUGUCAAGGGCACAUGUGAGCGCCUGAUGCAGCAUCUGGUGGAGGACCACUCAGUGGUGGAUCCCACCUACAUCGAGGACUUCCUGUUGACCUAUCGCACCUUCCUGCCACGCCCCCUCAGCCUCGGACACAGACUCCUGGAGUGGUUUAAAGAGCCCAGUCUGCGAGACAAGGUCACCCGCGUGGUGCUCAUGUGGGUCAACAAUCACUUCAGUGACUUUGAGGAGGAGGAUGCCAUGAGCGGCUUCCUGGAGGAAUUCCAAAGCUGUUUGGAAAAGGAGAAGAUGACGGGACACUUGCGCCUGUUGAACAUCGCAUGCGCGGCUCAGGCGAAGCCCCGAGUUGUGUGUGUGUCCCGCGCCUCCCGUGACUCAGCCCUGCCCUUCAGCCUGCUGGGCGGGGCCGAGAGAGGGACCCGCCUCUUCAUCAGCGCCGUGGAGGUGGGCAGUAAUGCAGAAGAGGCGGGGCUUAAACGAGGAGACCAGAUUCUGGAGGUGAACGGUCAGACCUUCGAGAGCCUGCUGCUGUCUAAAGCCAUGGAGAUCCUUAAAGGCCAGUUACAACUCACCAUGAGCGUCAAGACCAACCUGCUAGUGUUUAAGGAGCUAGUUUCCAGAGUGUUAGAGGAGAGGAGGAGUGGAGUACCGCACCUGCCAAAGAUCGGUGAUUCACGAAAGAACCGCCUCUCUGUUCCUGACUUGGCCGUAACCCUAGGGGGUGGAGGUCAAGAAAAGGUCAACAGGAAGGCUAAAGCUCACACUGUGGGUGGCCGCAACAAACUCCUCAAGAUUCUGGACAAAACUCGCAUCAGCAUCUUGCCACAGAAGCCAUAUAGUGUGGGACAGUCCCAGGAUGACAGCAUGGUGGGUCUGAAGCAGUCCAAACACUCAUCAUCCACUUUAACAGCCAGCGGAACCCUGUCGCCAAGCAACCCUGACCUGCAGAACCAACAACUAGCUAGUGAGCACACAAACGGCCAUUCAGAUCAAGACCAGGUGUUGCGUGUGUUCAAGGCUGACCAGCAGAGCAGGUACCUGAUGGUUACCAAGGAGACCACUGCUAGAGAGGUGACAAAUCAUGCGAUGAGAGAGUUUGGUCUGAGUGCCCCCCCUGAAGCCUAUUCGCUGUGUGAGGUGACUGUUACACCUGAGGGCGUGACCAAACAGAGACGGCUUCCUGAUCAGCUCAACAAACUUGCUGACAGAAUACAGCUCAGCUCCAGGUACUAUCUGAAGAGCAACAGUGAGACGGAGACUCUGUGUUCUGACGUGGAGGCUCAGGAGUUGAUGCGGGAGUCUCAGGUCUGCCUGCUGUCGCUGAGCUCAGUGGAGCUGGCCAAUCAGCUGUCAUCACGCAACUACCUGCUCUUCUCCAGCAUCCAACCUGUGGACUACAUCACCGACCUCUUCAAGCUCCGCCCUGUCACUGAUACGGCUCGCAGCCUACGCCGAUUUGAGGACCUUAUCAACCAGGAGACCUUCUGGGUUGCCACGGAGAUAGUUAGGGAAUCCAACCAGCUGCGCAGGGCGAAGGUCAUCAAGCAGCUCAUCAAGGUGGCAGCACGCUGUCGAGAGGUCAACAACUACAACUCCACCUUCAACAUCAUCAGUGGGUUGAAUCUGGCCCCUGUGUCUCGCCUGAGGGGAACAUGGGAAAAGCUACCUGCUAAGUAUGACAAGUUGCUGUCAGAGCUGCAGACUGUGUUUGACCCAUCGCGCAACAUGGCCAAGUACCGCAGCCUGCUUAACACACCCACACACACUCUCCAGCCGCCCGUCAUCCCUCUCUUCCCCGUCAUCAAGAAGGACCUCACCUUCCUACAUGAAGGGAAUGACUCAAAGGUUGAUGGUUUGGUGAACUUUGAGAAGCUGAGAAUGAUCGCCAGAGAGAUCAGACACGUGGGCCGCAUGGCCACAGUAUACACAGAUCCCACGCUCCUGUACAGAACCAGGAAAAAGAAGUGGAGGAGUCUGGGGUCCCUGAGCCAGACAGGUAGCUCGACGGUGCUGGACAUGGCUAUGAUUGGCCAAAAGAAGCGUGGCAGGCGGGGCUCCUUCCUGAGUGCCAAGCGUCUGUAUGAGGAGGAUCUGAUGAUCCGCCGCGUGCGCCAGUAUCUCACCGCGUACGUGCACAUAGUCCAGAUCGACGAGGAGCUCCUGCACACGCUCUCUCUGCAGUCUGAGCCCGCCGCACAACCAGUCAAGAGAGAAGGAGAGAGAAGGGCUGUGGAAUCCUCACCGGCCACGCCCCGAAGCCCCACCCCUCAAGCCUCACACACACACCUGACCCGAAGGAGGUCCUCAAAUAAAGAAAUGUUUGGUGCCAAGUCCCCACAGCCCCUGCAGAAGAUGCUGAACCACUCUGAAGAGGGGCGGACUCAGCCGAAGAGGCAGGCAGAGGACAGCCAAUCAAACGCUUCGUCACUGCUCUCCUCUCCACCUGUUUCACCACAGAGCCCACCACGCAGAGGUGUGUACACAGCCUCAGAUGGGGAUCAGUACAGCCUCCUCAGCGCGUCCUCUUGUGACCUGAUGGAUGACGUGCGAGGCCCCCAUCCCCACGUGCACAUAAACAUGCCGGCACACACACAAUCAGCCAGCAACAUACUCGCUACAGCCAGACCAGAGCCUGACCAGAUUAGCCUGGGCUCGUACUCUCUGUCUCAGGAUCAGUGUGAUCGCGCCUCACUGGACGCUGCUGACAGUGGACGGGGAAGUUGGACUUCCUGCUCAAGUGGUUCCCAUGACAACAUCCAGAGCAUCCCGCAGAGGUGUUGGGACGCAUUGUCCGAGGGAACAGCAGCUGGUCGGGGCUACUGGGCCGCACCCACCGGUUACUGGGGAGAUGAGCUGGAGGGGGAGACGGGAACUAUCAAACGCCGUGGCAACAAGCCUGUCAUAGGUCACAGAGAAGGGCGUUUCCGUGAGCCCCCGCCCACCCCACCAGGCUACACGCCGUUGGCUGACGUCAGCUAUAACCCGCCCCCCGGACGACGUCCCCCAGACUACAAUGCUGCACUGCAGAGGUCACGCCUUCUCAAGAGAACAUGUGACUCUCCAGGGCCAAUGGGGGUUCAGCAUGUCGGCCACACCCACCGGCAGGCUCCGCGUCCACCUCAGGGGAAGGAAGCAGAGGGGGAGCAGGUGUCGGCGGUAUGAGGGUCCCUCUGAAGCUGGGGCAGUAUAUGUAGCAGAGGAGGAAGGCGGGAGGGAGGAUUCUUUGGCACUUUGGACGUUAAACAGGGACCUGCUUAAGCCUCUGUUGCAGUAUGCCGGAGCUGCCAGACCCUUUCCAGUCUUCGGGAUCACACGUCACUGAACCGCAGACUUACAGGCCAACUGUCAGUUCAUCGCCUUGGAAACAGUGUUAUUAUCCCAUUUCAGCAUGGCUACCGUCAGGGUCAAAUACAGGUUACACUGACCCAGUGUGGUAGUGUUGAUUUGUGUGAAUGUGUUUUUGUUUUUGUGUUGCUGUGUGUGUGUGUGUGUGUGUGUUGAGCUGCAUUCAUGGUCAGUUGCAGUUUAUUCUCAUCUGAAGAUGAGACUGAUUGACUUAACCAACCGUGUGUGUGUGUGUGUGUGUGUGUGUGUGUUUGCGUAUGGUCUUCCUUUGGGGAAGACAUUGGUGGAAAGGAGAUUUGUGUGUUCCCUUUCUGCUCCUCAUCCUUUGAAGAAAGCGUGAAGGAGGAGGCUGGAGAAAAAGAGAAGAUGGAAAGAGCUCAUGGAUGUCCUGAGAAUGAAGCAGACAGAUGUUGCCCAUCUGUCAGCUGAUCAGUAUUACACCAGCACAAUAUUUAAAAAGUCCUCAAGCCAAAAUUAACGUUUUAAAGAUUUUAUAGUCUUUUUUACCAUUUCAAUGCCAUAAUCAGUGUUCAGGUGUUUGUUACUCUGUGAAAAAAAAAUAUUUUAAGUCUUGUUUUUAGGCAAAGAUCAUUCAAAAAUAUUGCACACCUUUGCUCUGACCUUUUUGUAAAAUGUACCUGCAAAUGCUAAGACUAUGAAAUGGGACUAAUGUCGAACAGUGUGCGUGUGCGUGUGAUUGUGUGCGUGUGUGCACUCGCAUGUGCAAGGUGCGUGUGUUUAUGUGUCUGUUUUUAAUUCCCUCUAUUUUCCUGUAUAUCCCACAGCAGACUUAUUUUUAUGUCUUUCACAAAGACAAUCCCAGUGUUCUUUAUCCCUGUGGAUAUAUAUGAAGACAGGGUCCAUAUUUGUAAAUAGUCACCUUAUUUUUUGUCAGAGAUUAUAGAUGUAAAAUCUGGUCAUGCUAAAUAUUCCAGAGUCCUCUGGGACAAAAUAAAUGCUAUAGCCAUA
Messenger RNA from Clupea harengus (Atlantic herring), 6285 nucleotides. RefSeq names its product Rap guanine nucleotide exchange factor 2a (gene rapgef2a). NCBI's taxonomy places the organism in Eukaryota, Metazoa, Chordata, Actinopteri, Clupeiformes, Clupeidae. Gene Ontology annotation, biological process: small GTPase-mediated signal transduction. Gene Ontology annotation, molecular function: guanyl-nucleotide exchange factor activity; protein binding. The transcript has 30 exons. Bases 640 to 5133 code for a protein of 1497 amino acids. The record is from RefSeq and is a predicted model, not a curated record.